This is a messenger RNA of Lodderomyces pseudojiufengensis, 1158 nucleotides long. RefSeq lists its product as uncharacterized. The record is from RefSeq and is a predicted model, not a curated record. The transcript has a single exon. NCBI's taxonomy places the organism in Eukaryota, Fungi, Ascomycota, Pichiomycetes, Serinales, Debaryomycetaceae. Gene Ontology annotation, biological process: glycerophospholipid biosynthetic process. Gene Ontology annotation, cellular component: mitochondrion. Bases 1 to 1158 code for a protein of 385 amino acids.
AUGUUGGCACUAAGAAGACUAGCACAGCUCAAAUCUUCAUCAUUAUCAUGGAGUAGGUCAAUUCAUGCGAGCCUAUCAUUGAGAUCAGAUUUUGCGUUUGUUUUCGAUAUAGACGGUGUUUUAAUUCGUGGUAAAAAACCAAUACCUCAAGCCAAACCGGCUUUGGAAUUAUUAAAUAAACACAAAAUACCUUAUAUUCUAAUGACAAAUGGAGGAGGAGUUUCUGAAGCUGAGAAAGCAAAGGAAGUAAGUUCUAUAACUGGUGGUCCUUAUAUUUCACCAUUACAAGUUGUUCAAAGUCAUACACCAAUGAAAUCAUUAAUUCAUGAUCCAAAUUAUAGUAGAGUUUUAGUUGUUGGGGGAGAUAAAGAUAAUGCAAGAAAAGUUGCUGAAAGUUAUGGAUUCAAAGAUGUUGUUCUACCUAUUGAUAUAGUUAGAAGUGAUAAGUCGAUUUCCCCACAUUCUAUGUACAAAAAGGAAGAUCUUGAAAAAUAUUCCAAAAAAAUUGAUCUUUCUAAACCAAUUGAUGCAAUAUUGGUAUUCAAUGAUCCUAGAGAUUUAUCGACUGAUAUGCAAAUUGUUCAAGAUUUGUUAAAUUCAAAGAAUGGUUUAAUAGGGACUAAGAGAGAUUUCAAGACAUGGAAAGAUCAUACCUCACCAUCAAUUCCAAUAAUUUUCAGUAAUAAUGACUAUGUAUAUGCAAAUGAUCAUCCAUUACCUAGAUUUGGUCAAGGAGCAUUUAGAAUGAUUACCGAAAAGUUAUACAACACUACAAAUAAAUUGAAACCGGACCAAAAUUUAGAUUCAUUAAUACUUGGUAAACCAUUCAAACUUCAAUAUGAUUUCGCUCACCAUAUUUUAAUAGAUUGGAAUAAAAAACUAGAAUCAAAUGAAGUUAAUGAUGAUAUACAAAAAUUACCAAAAUUAGGUGAAAUUCCUGAAACAACUCCAUUUAAAAAAAUUUAUAUGGUUGGUGAUAAUCCAGAAUCAGAUAUAAAAGGAGCAAAUGAUCAUGGUUGGGAAUCAAUAUUGUUGAGAACUGGUGUUUUUCAAGAUGAAGAUUAUGAUUCAAUUAUUGCAAAACCUACAGUUGGUGUUUUUGAUAAUGUUGAAGACGCAGUCAAAUAUGUUUUGAACAAGAAUGGGAUUAAAAUUUGA